This is a messenger RNA of Aspergillus heteromorphus CBS 117.55, 2196 nucleotides long. Its product is annotated as J domain-containing protein. Bases 1 to 2196 code for a protein of 731 amino acids. Gene Ontology annotation, biological process: cristae formation. Lineage: Eukaryota; Fungi; Ascomycota; Eurotiomycetes; Eurotiales; Aspergillaceae. The transcript is spliced from 6 exons. The record is from RefSeq and is a predicted model, not a curated record.
AUGGUAGACAGCAGUUCCCAAGGGAGAUUGGUUCGACCUGCCAUUCUGAGGAGGCAACUUCUACACCCUCCUCAACCUUCCCCGCCACCCCCCGCCCACCCCCCCCGGAUCCGCUCCGCCUACCGCACCCUCUCCCUCAGCUUCCACCCGGACAAACAGCCCGCGCAUCUCUCCGACGCCGCGCGCCACCACUUCGCCCGCAUCCAGGAGGCCUACGAGACCCUGAUCGAUGACAAGAAGCGCGUCGUGUAUGAUCUGCUGGGGGAGGAGGGGGUCGGCGUGAAGGCUAUGUCCGGGCAGGAGUUUCGCAGGUGGUUCUUGCGGAGGAUGAAGAGGAGGGAGAGGAAGGCUUUGGAGGAGUUGGUGGGCGAGAAGACUUCCGUCACUUUCGGUAUUGAUGCCUCGAAUAUGUUGCAUCUCGAUCAGGAUGAGGUUUUGCAUCUGAUGGUGCCGAAUCCAAAACCCUCCAGGUUUGCUGUCGGCGUGCAGUUCAAUGUGCCCGUGCCGACGGUGGGGAAUAUAAUGGGGUAUGCCCAUGAGGAUGAGAAGGAGGAGGAGGAUGAUGAUGAUGAGGGGAAGGAGGGGGAGAAAUCCCCCGAGGAUGCGGAGGUCGAUCUGGAUGUGGAUAAGACGGAGAUGUUCAUCGAUGCGGGCAUCGUCGGCAAGAUCAACCAUCUGUCGCGGGAGGCGAUCUUUAGAUAUCCGGAUGGGACAGAGGAGGAGCAGAAGCUCGCCCUGCCGUAUCUCCUCGGCUCCAAGAAAAUCACCCUCGGCGUCGGCCUCACGCGCAGAAUCGGCGACCUCUCCGGCCAAGGCAUCCUCGCCGGCCCUGCCUCCCUCCUGCGAUACUCGGCCGUGGCCGUCAACGCCUCCGUGCUGCCCUUCCCGUCCAUCCAAACCAGCUGGGCCAAGCCCGUCGUGCUCAUCCCCGGCACCACCCCCUUCCAGCUCACCCUGGGCGCUGGCUUCGACCGAUCCCCACUCCAGACGCCCCCCACCCUCGACGUCCAGCUCAGCCGCCACAUCGGCGGCUCGAAAUUCCUCCUGUGCAACUGGUCCAGCGGCACCAUCCCCUGGCCGCGCGCCGUGCAGCGCUUCUUCGCCCCGCUCGUCGACCUCCACAUCGACCCGCACUCCGUCCUCUUCAAGCCCGAAACCCACAGCUACCUCCAGGUCGGGGUCAUCUCCCAGUCCAAGCAGAAGCACAUCCCCGCCAUCGACGACGAAGACUACGCCGACGAGGACGAGGACGAGGACGAGGACGAGGACGAGGACUUCGAAACCCUCCGCUCCAAACGCCGCAACCAGACCUCCGCCGCCGAAGCCUGGAAGCUCCUCGCCAUCGCCAACCCCCUCACCACCAACCUCGCCUUCGGCUACUCGCGCAACAUCUUCUCCGGCUCCACCGUCACCGACCCCAUCCGCGCCGAAUGGAGCUCCGAAGGCCACUCCCCGCGUCCCGCCGACUCCGUCCCACGGUCCAUCCGCCUCGGCAUCGAAACCACCAUCGACCCCACCCUCGCCCUCGGCUGGCAAGUCGAAGCCACGCGCCAAGUCGGGGAAUUCACCCGGAUGGGCUUGGGGGUCGGCCUGCAGGGCGCCAACGGCCUCAUCAUGACCGUCUCCUGGAGUCGACUGGGCCAGAAACUCCGCUUCCCCAUCACGAUCUGUCCCUUCGACGCCGCGGACAUGGACGUCGCCCUCGCCGCCGUCAUCACCCCCUGGCUCGCCUACUGCGCCCUCGAAUUCGCGUUCCUGCGUCCCCGCGCACGCAAACACCAACGACGUCUCCUCGCCCGUCGCCAGAAACAGCUGAAAAAGCUCCUCCCGAGAAAGAGGGCCGAGAGCCGGCAGGCGAUCGAGCUGAUGACCGAGCAGGUCCAGAGACGCCAGGCUAAGGAGCAUGUCUCGCAUGGCCUGGUCGUUGUCAAGGCCGAGUAUGGGUAUUAUCCUGCUGAGGCGGGCAAGGAGGCCGAGACUACGGAUGUUACGGUUCCGGUGGCGGCGUUGGUGGAUCAUGGGCAGUUGGUUGUUGCGAAGGAGGUCGUCAAGUCCCAUAUCCUGGGCUUCCAUGACCCCGCCCCGCUGAGGCAUAAGAUCCUCAAGGUUUGGUACUUGUACCAGGGGAAGAAGCAUUACGUGGAGGCGAAGGACGGGGAGGGCGUUGCUUGUCCCAUGAGGGUGCAUUUGGUGUAG